Molecule: messenger RNA, 660 nt
Organism: Eucalyptus grandis
Lineage: Eukaryota; Viridiplantae; Streptophyta; Magnoliopsida; Myrtales; Myrtaceae
Product: late embryogenesis abundant protein At1g64065
Exons: 1
Coding region: 1-660 (219 amino acids)
Source: RefSeq, a predicted model, not a curated record
AUGAUGCCUGAGAAGAACGAGAACCAAUACCAGCCCCGAGAAUUGUCGAACGGCCACCAUCGUACCGAUGAGGAAUCGCUGCUGACCAUGGAGGAGGAGGAGGAGGCCAAGCGCAAGAAAAAGAUGAAGUGGACAAUCGGCAUCAUCGCCUUCAUCAUCUUCCAGGUAGUCCAAGGCCUCUUCUUUGUCUUGGUCAUCAUGAAAUUCAAGUCCCCUAAGUUCAGGGUCGCCGAUUUCACCAUCCCGACCCUGACCACCGAGACUCAGACAUCUCCCUCGUUCAACAUGAGCUUCGUCGCUCCGAUCCGGGUCAAGAACACCAACUGGGGUCCCUUCAAGUACGGCGCCUCCAACAUGACCUUCACCUAUGGAGGUGUCCAGGUGGGACAAGUGAACAUUCCCAAGGGCAAGGCCAACUUCAAGUCCACCAAGAAGAUCAAUUUGGAUGUGACUCUGAGCACUCCUGAUUUGCCCACCAGUAUUAGCUCGAAUCUUGGGAACGAACUAAGCUCACAAGUCAUAACCUUGAGCAGUCAGGGCGAGCUUAAAGGAAAGAUUACAGUCAUGUUUAUGUUCAAGAAGACGAAGAUCUCACAAAUGAAUUGCAACAUGACGAUCAAUACCUCGACAAAGGCGGUCCAAUUUUUGUCAUGUAAAUGA